Ilex paraguariensis (yerba mate) is the source of this 309-nucleotide messenger RNA. The record is from the annotation of a GenBank genome assembly. Lineage: Eukaryota; Viridiplantae; Streptophyta; Magnoliopsida; Aquifoliales; Aquifoliaceae.
AUGGAUAAGGUAUUGAGAUUGGUCUCAGAGAAUGGGGUAGUGAUUUUCAGCAAGAGUACAUGUUGCUUGUGCUAUGCUGUCACUAUUCUAUUUCAAGACCUCGGGGUUCAUCCUUUGGUUCAUGAAAUGGAUCAAGACCCCGAGGGAAGGGAAAUGGAGAAGGCUCUCGUGAAGAUGGGUUGCAAUGCACCUGUGCCUACGGUUUUCAUAAGCGGAAACCUUGUCGGAUCCACCAACGAAGUUAUGUCUCUCCACCUAGGUGGCUCCUUGAUUCCAAUGCUCAAGCCAUAUCUGGCUCAAUCAACUUAA